This is a messenger RNA of Talaromyces amestolkiae, 3195 nucleotides long. RefSeq lists its product as uncharacterized. The record is from RefSeq and is a predicted model, not a curated record. Lineage: Eukaryota; Fungi; Ascomycota; Eurotiomycetes; Eurotiales; Trichocomaceae. The coding region runs from base 1 to 3195 and encodes 1064 amino acids. The transcript is spliced from 4 exons. Gene Ontology annotation, cellular component: nucleus. Gene Ontology annotation, molecular function: phosphatidylinositol binding; protein binding.
AUGGCGGGCAUCGGCUUCAACUACUACUACGAUGAAAUAUGCGCCAACAGCGCUACAACACCUUUACAACAAACCCCCAAUACCGCUACACAAGCCGCCACGGAUGACCGGAAGCGUGUGGAAUGGCCUUUGCCCGUGCGACAGUACGUUCAACGCAGCUUCGAUCCCGAAAACCAGAUUGCCAGUGUUCCUCGACCAGAGCUUGAAAAGAAAUUGAAGCAAGUUAUCACGGAAGCGGCUAAAAGCGAGAGCCUCGAUGCUGUGGAUUGGGACACUUUGCCCCUACCGCAGGUCAUGAUCCAGAAUGAGCGCAACGCGGUGCUGACAAACUCACUGAUAUCAUCACCUUGGAGUGCCAGCGCCAGUGUUACAGCAAUGAAAACUGGGCUCGCACAAGAUGAGCGAAGCAAGAAAAGAAAGUCAAACGAGUUUCAGCAGACGGACGGGGCCGACUCUCCACCGUGGAGGAAAGCUAACAACCGAACCCAGUUGGAAGACCGAAUCUCUUAUACCCCCACUGACAAACGACAACGCGUAGAUUACACCAGCAAAUCCUCAAGUAAGUCCAAAUCUAGCCUGGAAUUGCGCAAGCGCCGUUUUGGGGACCAUCAGAGCUACCAAGAUUCUUCCCGAUCGGAGUCUCCCGUCGCCACUGCGAUCCAAGGCCCUAUUGUUGGACGGUGCCAGGAGUUAGAAAAGAAAUACUUCCGGUUGACAUCGGCACCGAAUCCGGACGUGGUACGGCCUUUACCAGUUCUUGAGAAAACCUUGGACUUUUUGAAAAAGAAAUGGCGCAAAGAGAACAACUACGGAUACAUUUGCGAUCAGUUCAAAUCACUACGACAAGACUUGACAGUGCAGCAUAUUCGGAACGAGUUUACGGUGAAUGUUUAUGAGAUACAUGCGCGGAUUGCCCUGGAGAAAGGAGACCUUGGUGAGUAUAAUCAGUGUCAAACCCAGUUGCGGGCUUUAUACGCACAAAAACUGGGUGGUCAUCCUAUGGAAUUCAUGGCGUAUCGUAUACUUUAUUUUAUCUAUACGCGCAACCAGACGGCUAUCAACGACGCGCUGGCAGAUCUAACCCCAACAGAUAAAUCGGACCUGGCUGUAAAGCACGCGUUGGAUGUGAGGUCUGCACUGGCUCUCGGUAACUACCAUCGUUUCUUUCAGCUUUACCUUGACACGCCCAACAUGGGUGCAUACCUUAUGGACAUGUUUGUCGACCGCGAACGCUUGGCUGCCUUGGCCUGCAUUUGUAAAACAUACAAACCCGACGUAAAGAUUCGUUUCAUCACCGAAGAGCUUGGCUUUGAGUCUGAUGAGCAGAGUGCCCGCUUUGUUCUUGAGUAUGCUUCUGGAGAGCUGCUGCAAGAGAGAGAUGGGCAUGUGCGACUCUUGACAGGCAAAGCAGGUCGAGUGUUUGAAGAUGCCAAGUCCCAAGCGUACAGAGUCAUCAAAGCGCUUUAUGACCACGAACCCGCCCCCGGCAACACCCAAGAAUUGGCCUUUAGCAAAGGUGACUUCUUUCAUGUCAUAAGUCGCGAAGACGAUCCGGACUGGUACGAAGCCGCCAACCCCCUAGUCCCCCACGCUCGCGGCCUGGUCCCCGUGUCGUUCUUCGAAGUCGUGCACAAAAACGAAAAAGAUCGCCAGAGCGGCGGCAGCAAGGAGUCACCCAAGCAGGAGCUUCACGAUUCUGGAUACUCAGACCGUCCUAUUCAUCACGAACGCCAGGAAUCAUCGACAAAUACGACAAAGCAGGCAGCCUUCAGAAUGUCGGUUAACGGAAAGGGAAGCGGCGCCAUGGUAUACGGGGUGGUGGUAUACGAUUUCAAGGCAGAACGUCCCGACGAGUUGGAAGCCAAGGCCGGCGAGGCUAUUAUCGUGAUCGCACAAUCGAACCCCGAAUGGUUCGUCGCAAAGCCGAUCGGUCGCUUGGGCGGCCCCGGUCUUAUACCAGUAUCGUUCAUCGAAAUCAGGGACAUGGCGACAGGACAGGCCGUACCGGAUGCACAUGAUGCUGUCAAAAGGGCAGGCGUGCCUCGCGUCGAGGAGUGGAAGAAGAUGACUGCCGAGUAUAAGAACAGCAGUAUCACGCUUGGUAAGCUGGAUGGAAUGGCCGCAUCAGGCAUGCAAGCUGUCUCGAAUGAUAUGGAAAGGAUGUCGAUCAAUGGCAAUGGGGCUUCUUAUCCACCGUCUCAAGGCGCCAAUGGACAGGGCUACCACUCGAGAUCGGAGAGCCGAGCAUACUCUCAAGGAUUUGCACAACAAGCCAAAUCAGCGCAGCCCGCUGCCAGCAACCGACUUCUAGCACCUAUCUCUGCCUCCAUUCCCCGGUACUGCUUUGACCACGACAAAUACUGGUACAUUAUUGAGGCGAAGAUGGAGGACGGCACUCAUUGGGAGUUAUCACGUUUUUAUCAUGACUUUUAUGAUUUUCAAAUCGCUCUUUUAACUCAGUUCGAGGAGGAAGCUGGUCACAAUGGCAAAGCCCGGACGCUGCCAUUCAUGCCUGGUCCUGUGACCCACGUUACCGAUGCAAUUUCUAACGGACGGCGACAAAACUUGGAUGAUUAUAUCAAGAAGCUUCUUGCGAUGCCACCGCACAUUGCUCGUUGCCCGCUUGUUUGCAAAUUAUUCGCGCCUCGUCCCGGCGAUUUUGAGAUCGACCCUAAUGCUGUGGAGGAUACAUACCGAUUCUCUGGAGAAUCUCAGCAAUCGUCUGGCCAAGAUAUUUCUCCGACCGACUCUCGGCAGUCGUCUCAGGCACGUAUUAGUGCUUCUGCCUAUGCAGCACCAAACGGCGUCCCUACUAAUCGCGCGCCCCAUCAACGUCAGCAACCAUCUUUGUCUCAGCAGAACAGCUUCGCGUCACAAUCGCGUACAGAUUUACAGAUCCCUCCAAUGAACCGACAGACCAGCUCCCUUACGCAAGCGUCCAACAACUCUGCUAACAACGCCAUGAAAGUCAAAGUCUUCUUCCAGGAUGAUAUCAUUGCUAUCAGAAUACCGAGCGAUGUCAACUUCCACCAGUUACAAGAUAAAUUGCGCGACCGACUGAAGGUUAGCCAUGACAUGGUGGUCCAGUACAAGGAUGAGUCAUCCAACGACUUUGUCAAUAUGCUCAGCGAUCAUGAUCUAGACAUGGCCUUGCAGCGAAACUCGAAGUUGACACUUCGCGUUUCAGUCGCAUAG